Molecule: messenger RNA, 1320 nt
Organism: Fomitopsis serialis
Lineage: Eukaryota; Fungi; Basidiomycota; Agaricomycetes; Polyporales; Fomitopsidaceae
Product: kinase-like protein
Exons: 6
Coding region: 1-1320 (439 amino acids)
Biological process (GO): protein phosphorylation
Cellular component (GO): mediator complex; nucleus
Molecular function (GO): cyclin-dependent protein serine/threonine kinase activity; ATP binding; RNA polymerase II CTD heptapeptide repeat kinase activity
Source: RefSeq, a predicted model, not a curated record
AUGCAUGAAGAAUGGUCCACGAACAUCCUACUGAACGACCCGAUGCGGAUGUACCGCGCCAAGCGCGACGCAGCCCGCAAGCGGGUCACGGACAAGUACACCAUCCAGGGCUUCAUCUCGUCGGGCACGUAUGGGCGCGUGUACAAGGCACAGAGCAAGGAGAGCGAUGGGCGUAUAUAUGCGAUUAAGAAGUUCAAGCCCGACAAGGAGGGCGACGUCGUCACGUAUACGGGAAUCAGCCAGAGUGCUAUAAGGGAAAUCGCAUUGAACAGAGAAAUGUCUCAUGAGAAUGUGGUCGCUCUCAAGGAGGUCAUCUUGGAGGACAAGUCCAUUUACAUGGCAUUCGAGUACGCAGAACACGACUUCCUGCAAGUCAUCCACCACCACUCCCAGUCCCGGACCGCCGUCCCCAUGCCCGUACUCAAGUCGCUCACCUACCAGCUCCUCAACGGGCUGCUCUACCUGCACGACGCGCACAUCAUCCACCGCGACCUCAAGCCCGCGAAUAUCCUCAUCACCGCCGGCGGCGUCGUCAAAAUCGGCGACCUCGGCCUCGCCCGCCUUACGUACCAGCCCCUCCAGCCGCUCUUCAUGGGCGACAAGGUCGUCGUCACCAUCUGGUACCGCGCGCCUGAGCUCCUCCUCGGCGCGAAACAUUACAACAAGGCGGUCGACGUGUGGGCAGUCGGGUGUGUCAUGGCGGAGCUUGCGAGCUUGCGGCCGAUAUUCAAGGGCGAGGAGGCGAAGCUGGACGCGAAGAAGAACGUGCCGUUUCAGAAAGACCAGAUGUUGAAGAUCAUCGAGGUUCUGGGCACCCCGCAAGAAAGAGACUGGCCCGGUCUGAAGGAUCUGCCGGAGUACCAAAGCUUGAAGCGUCUCGACGUGUACCGUAGCCGCCUCAACGAGUGGUGUCACUCGCGCAUCAACUCCAAGGAGGGCUUCGAGCUCCUCUGCCAGCUCUUCGAGUACGACCCCGACAAGAGGCUCACCGCCAAGGAAGCCCUCCAACACAAAUGGUUCCAAGAAGAGCCAAAGCCAACGCUGAACGCAUUCGCCUCUCUUGCUCCGAAUCAGGGCUACCCCCAGCGACGAAUCACACACGACGACGCGCCGUCGAUGAUACCCCUCCCCGCGGCGAACUCGCAAGCGCAACAGCUCGUGCAGGCUCAGGCGCAGGCAGCGCACCUCUCGCAACAGCUCUCGACGCACCCGCAUUCCGGGAAGGCGGGCAGCGCGGGCGCGGCGAGCUUUACGAGCUUGAGUGGAGGAGCGACGGGCGUAGGGAGUGGACAUGGGAGGAAGAAGACUAGGCUGGGGUAG